Tupaia belangeri chinensis (Chinese tree shrew) is the source of this 2116-nucleotide messenger RNA. RefSeq names its product MYC proto-oncogene, bHLH transcription factor (gene MYC). Bases 574 to 1893 code for a protein of 439 amino acids. The record is from RefSeq and is a predicted model, not a curated record. Gene Ontology annotation, biological process: regulation of DNA-templated transcription. NCBI's taxonomy places the organism in Eukaryota, Metazoa, Chordata, Mammalia, Scandentia, Tupaiidae. Gene Ontology annotation, molecular function: protein dimerization activity; DNA-binding transcription factor activity. The transcript is spliced from 3 exons.
CGUCUCCAGGCCGCCGCCACCGCCGCGCCCCGGCGGCUGCCUGCCUCCCCUCCUGCUUCGGAAAGGGCUGGGCUUUUCGGAGGCUUGGCGGGAAAAAGAACGGAGGGAGGGAUCGGCCUGCAGUAUAAAAGCCGGUUUUUGGGGCUUUAUCUGACUCGCUGUAGUAAUUCCAGCGAGAGGCAGAGGGAGCGAGCGGGCGGGCCUGAGAGAGGGUGCAAAGCCGAGCUAGCAGAGCCGCGCUCGGGCGUCCAGAGAAGCGAGGUCCGGAGUGAAAGGGGGGCUUUUGCCUCCGGCCCAGGAUCUCCCACCCCACCCCUCCUGCUGACCUGUCACCAGCGGCCCGCAGCCGUCGCCGCAUCCCCCAAACUUUGCCCGUUGCAGCGGGCAGGCACUUUGCACAGGAACUUACAACACCCGAGCGAGGACGCGACAACCCGGACGCGGGGAAGCUAUUUCGCCUAUUUAGGGACACUUUUCGCUGCUGCUCAGAACCCGCUCCUCUGAAAGGCGCUCCCCGCCGCUGUUCGGACGCUGGAUUUCCUCCGCGUAGUGGGAAACUCGGCUGCCGCGACGAUGCCCCUCAACGUCAGCUUCGCCAGCAGGAACUAUGACCUCGACUACGACUCGGUGCAGCCCUAUUUCUACUGCGACGAGGAGGAGAACUUCUACCAGCAGCAGCAGCAGAGCGAGCUGCAGCCGCCCGCGCCCAGCGAGGAUAUCUGGAAGAAAUUCGAGCUGCUGCCCACCCCGCCCCUGUCACCCAGCCGCCCAUCCGGGCUCUGCUCGCCCUCCUACGUAGCCGUCGCGUCCUUCUCCCCCAGGGGAGACGACGACGGCGGCGGCGGCAGUUUCUCCACCGCCGACCAGCUGGAGAUGGUGACCGAGCUGCUGGGAGGAGACAUGGUGAACCAGAGCUUCAUCUGCGACCCGGACGACGAGACCUUCAUCAAGAACAUCAUCAUCCAGGACUGUAUGUGGAGCGGCUUCUCCGCCGCCGCCAAGCUGGUCUCCGAGAAGCUGGCCUCCUACCAGGCUGCGCGCAAAGACAGCGGCAGCCCGAGCCCCGCCCGCGGGCACAGCGGCUGCUCCACCUCCAGCUUGUACCUGCAGGACCUGAGCGCCGCCGCCUCCGAGUGCAUCGACCCCUCGGUAGUCUUCCCCUACCCGCUCAACGACGGCAGCUCGCCCAAGCCCUGCGCCUCGCCGGACUCCACCGCCUUCUCCCCGUCCUCGGACUCCCUGCUCUCCUCCACCGAGUCCUCUCCGCGGGCCAGCCCCGAGCCCCUGGCGCUCCACGAGGAGACACCUCCCACCACCAGCAGCGACUCUGAGGAAGACCAAGAGGAUGAGGAAGAAAUUGAUGUCGUUUCUGUAGAAAAGAGGCAGCCCCCUACCAAAAGGUCGGAAUCGGGGUCACCCUCCGCUGGAGGCCACAGCAAACCCCCUCACAGUCCACUGGUUCUCAAGAGGUGCCAUGUCUCCACCCAUCAGCACAAUUACGCCGCACCACCCUCCACCAGGAAGGACUACCCAGCUGCCAAGAGGGCUAAGCUGGACAGUGGCAGAGUCCUGAAACAGAUCAGCAACAACCGGAAAUGUGCCAGCCCCAGGUCCUCAGACACCGAGGAGAAUGACAAGAGGCGGACACACAAUGUCCUGGAACGCCAGAGGCGAAACGAGCUGAAACGAAGCUUUUUUGCUCUGCGUGACCAGAUCCCCGAGUUGGAAAACAAUGAAAAGGCCCCCAAAGUAGUUAUCCUUAAAAAAGCCACAGCAUACAUCCUGUCUGUUCAAGCAGAGGAGCAAAAGCUCAUUUCAGAAAAGGAUUUGUUAAGGAAGCGGCGAGAACAGUUGAAACACAAACUUGAACAGCUACGGAACUCUUGUGCAUAAAUUGACCUAUUGGAGGGAGGGACUGGAGUCGCCUCUGAAUUCUCACUUGUUACCAAGGGAAGUAAGGAAGAAGGUUCCUCCUUUCAGAACUUCUGGACUUGUUUUAAAUGCAUGGUCAAGUGCAACCGCACAACCUUGGCUGGGCCUUAGGACUGAAAGGUUUAGCCAUAAUGUAAACUGCCUCAAAUGGAACUUUGGGCAUAAAAGAACUUUUUUUAUGCUU